AUGUUCCCUAUCGCUUCCAGAAGAAUACUGCUCAAUGCUUCAGUUCUGCCAUUGAGACUGUGCAAUAGAAAUUUCACUACCACAAGAAUAUCCUACAACGUCAUACAAGAUUUGUAUUUGAGGGAACUAAAAGACACCAAACUGGCUCCAAGUACCUUGCAAGAUGCUGAAGGUAAUGUUAAGCCUUGGAACCCACCACAAAAACCAAAUCUACCAGAAUUGGAACUUCAAGGCCCAGAGGCUUUAAAGGCUUACACCGAGCAAAAUGUAGAAACUGCUCAUGUUGCUAAAGAGUCUGAAGAGGGUGAGUCAGAGCCAAUUGAAGAGGAUUGGCUAGUUUUGGAUGAUGCUGAGGAAACCAAAGAAAGUCAUUGA
Molecule: messenger RNA, 375 nt
Organism: Saccharomyces cerevisiae S288C
Lineage: Eukaryota; Fungi; Ascomycota; Saccharomycetes; Saccharomycetales; Saccharomycetaceae
Gene: ATP14
Product: F1F0 ATP synthase subunit h
Exons: 1
Coding region: 1-375 (124 amino acids)
Biological process (GO): proton motive force-driven ATP synthesis
Cellular component (GO): mitochondrial inner membrane; mitochondrion
Source: RefSeq, marked reviewed